Messenger RNA from Photinus pyralis (common eastern firefly), 765 nucleotides. RefSeq lists its product as uncharacterized. Lineage: Eukaryota; Metazoa; Arthropoda; Insecta; Coleoptera; Lampyridae. The record is from RefSeq and is a predicted model, not a curated record. Gene Ontology annotation, molecular function: nucleic acid binding. Gene Ontology annotation, biological process: DNA integration. The transcript has a single exon. The coding region runs from base 1 to 765 and encodes 254 amino acids.
AUGGCUUUGCGACGAUUUGCUGCCAGACGUGGUAAACCAGCUAAGAUUUACUCAGAUAAUGGCUCGAACUUUGUUGGUGCCAACAACAAAUUAAAGGAUUUUCUGGCAUUCAUCAAAUCAAACAAUGCAGACAUUAGUAAUUCUUGCGUAGACGAAGGCAUUGAAUGGCACUUUAUCCCUCCCAACUCUCCCCAUUUUGGCGGGUUAUGGGAGGCUGGCGUAAAGAGCGUGAAGAGUCAUCUGCGGAGAGUGGCUGGAAACGCAUCCUUAACGUUUGAGGAGUUAAACACGCUCCUUGUGCAGAUCGAGGCAGUAUUGAAUUCACGCCCUCUUUCUCCUCUCUCUUCCAACUCCCAAGACUUAUCCGCAUUAACACCCUCACACUUUCUCGUUGGACGACCGCUUACGGCAAUCGUUGAGCAUGAUCUCACAGCAGUACCUAGCAAUCGACUUCAGCGUUUCGAGCACAUCCAGCAGAUAUUGCAACAUUUUUGGCGCAGAUGGCAGAGGGAAUAUCUGUCUGAGCUACAAGAGCGCAAGAAGUGGAGAUCCAAUAUCGGUGAUCAACCCAAGGUGGGUCAACUAGUUCUAAUAAAAGAAGAUGGACAGCCCCCUCUACAGUGGAAGUUAGGCAGAAUAGUAAAACUUCACAGCGGACGGGACGAAAUUACUCGAGUUGUAACACUGAAAACUGAGCACGGGGAAAUGCAGCGCUCAGUAGCCAAGCUGUGUCCACUUCCAAAUCAAUCGCCAUCAGCAUCCUAG